UACCACAGUAACGGAGCUCAAGCUGUUCGUGUGUACACUUGUUGAUACAAUAGCGAGUUAGCUUGCACAUAAACAAGAUAAGUUACUUUUUAUAUCUUUGACAUAUGCUCAGUUGUUACAUUUUACAUUACCUUUUAUAGCUCUACAUACAUUUGGUAAAGUUGCGGAAUUAAUACAAAUGCGGCCACCAAAGUAUUUCACUCCAAACGAGGUGUCCCUUCAUAACACCCUUGGCGACUUGUGGGUGUCAUACCUGGGCAAGGUGUACGACUUGACACCGUUGGUGAAUGAAUUUAAAGGGGAUGUACUUCUGAAACCUAUCAUUGAGUGUGCAGGAAAGGACAUCAGUCACUGGUUUGACCCAAAGACAAAAGAUAUUCUGACCCACAUCGACCCACUAUCUGGCUGUAUGAAAUACUACACCCCUAGGGGGCGCUUUGUGCACGUGCCGCCUCCCUGCCCUCGUACUGACUGGACCAAUGACUUUGGGCGACCCUGGUGGAGGGAUACGCAAUAUGAGGUGGGACUACUUUCUGUCAAGACCAGGUGGAUCCGCAUCAUCAACACCCUCACAUCCCAGGAGCAGGGUCUGGAGGUGUGUUCCGAGGAGAACUUGAAUGAGAUUCUCCAGCGGUACCUCCACUACAACUCUCACGCCGCCAGCUACACCUGGAAGCACAACUGUGUCAACCUGGACAUGAGCAAAACGCUGGAGGAGAACGGCAUCCCCGACGAGGACGAGGACUUCUACAACAGACGCAUGGACCGCGACCUCUUCUCCCAGUCCAUCUGCCUAUACUUCAACGACGACCUCACUGAACUUUGACCCCAUAUGUAAGGAUGUCAGAAAAUGGUGGUGAGCAAUAUGAGCAGACAAUCUAUUAAAAUGUUGACUCACAAAAUA
This is a messenger RNA of Coregonus clupeaformis (lake whitefish), 904 nucleotides long. RefSeq names its product cytochrome b5 domain-containing protein 1. Bases 179 to 826 code for a protein of 215 amino acids. The transcript is spliced from 4 exons. Lineage: Eukaryota; Metazoa; Chordata; Actinopteri; Salmoniformes; Salmonidae. The record is from RefSeq and is a predicted model, not a curated record.